Messenger RNA from Vigna umbellata (rice bean), 1328 nucleotides. The record is from RefSeq and is a predicted model, not a curated record. NCBI's taxonomy places the organism in Eukaryota, Viridiplantae, Streptophyta, Magnoliopsida, Fabales, Fabaceae.
GAAGUGAGACGAGGAGGAAUUGAAUGGAGAAUCGGAAGACAUCAGCGUACUACGAGAACAGAGCGGUGCAGUUCGGGGUAGUGAGCACCGAUUGGCUUGCUCAGGCUCAGUCCGCCACUGUCCCUCGUACCCCUUCUCCUCCUCCUCCAUCUCCUCCUCUUCCUCCUUCCCACAAUGACGCCGACGAACCCUUCUCCGUCAUCCAGGAGUUCGACACCUGGCGCAAGCACCCCGAUUUGGCGGAGGCCGUCGCCGCCAUUCGUGCCUUGGCCGCCGUUAUCCGCUCCAGCAAGGCCACCACCAUGAUGCAGCUCGAAAUCCAACUCAAAAGCGCCUCUGAUUCCCUCAAAUGUUGGGAUACAACCUCAAUCUCCUUAACCGCCGCCUGCGAUCUCUUCAUGCGAUACGUCACCAGGACUUCCGCUCUCGAGUACGAAGACUUCAAUUCCGCCAAGUCUCGCUUGCUCGAACGCGCCGAUAAGUUCGGCGAAAUCUCCUUCAAGGCUCGCGAAAUCAUUGCAAUGCUGAGCCAGGAUUUUAUAUUCGACGGUUGCACAAUUCUUGUUCACGGUUUCUCCAGAGUCGUGCUUCAGAUUCUCAAACUCGCUGCACAGAAUAACAAGCUCUUUAGAGUCUUGUGCACAGAGGGGAGACCAGAUAGAACGGGUUUGCGGUUUUCCAAUGAGCUGGCGAAGCUUGAUGUGACUGUGAAACUUGUUAUAGACUCUGCAGUGGCUUAUACUAUGGAUGAGGUUGACAUGGUGUUUGUUGGGGCAGAUGGAGUUGUUGAAAGUGGUGGUAUAAUCAACAUGAUGGGAACUUACCAAAUUGCAAUGGUGGCUAAGAGUAUGAACAAGCCAGUUUAUGUGGCUGCUGAAAGUUACAAGUUUUGUGAGAAUGGAUUAUAGUGAUGCAAAGCAGAAGAAUAAGAGAUGAGAGUGGUGGGGUUAACCUGAGAAGGAAAGAAGAAGGGUUGACAAUAAUGUUGGCCAUGAAAAGCAGAAAGUGAAGGAGAAAUUAGAGAAAUGUGUUUUUUGAAGGAUGAAGGGUUGGUUUGGAAGAAUGAAUCUUAUAUAAGAGAAAUGAGUGAGUGUGUGGUGUUUUCAGAAAGGAACAUUAACUCAAGCAGUUAUUCCUUAGGAAUAUUUAUGUUGAAUCCACGCCAUGAUAGAAUCUGAUAUAAUCCUUUGAUAACUUCUUUCUCCUUUCUUAACUACUUCUAAUCAAAUUCCUUCGUGAGAAUGUUCUUUUCUUUCAAAAAACAUUAUAAAUGCUACCGUGUAAUUUUAGUAUUUUGAGUUAGAAUCUUCUAUACUAACUUUCCCAAA